This is a messenger RNA of Spodoptera frugiperda (fall armyworm), 755 nucleotides long. RefSeq names its product peritrophin-1-like. The transcript is spliced from 3 exons. Gene Ontology annotation, cellular component: extracellular region. NCBI's taxonomy places the organism in Eukaryota, Metazoa, Arthropoda, Insecta, Lepidoptera, Noctuidae. Bases 74 to 622 code for a protein of 182 amino acids. The record is from RefSeq and is a predicted model, not a curated record. Gene Ontology annotation, molecular function: chitin binding.
UUUCCUACUUUGGUUAAGGUAUAAAUGUCAUUAGAAGUGGUGCUGGAGUAUUCAAUUGGAUCUGCAACUCACAAUGAAAGGAAUAAUUGCAUCAUUGGUCAUCUUGUACGCGGCCGUUGGGCGGGCCCAAUUAGAAGAAUGCCCGAAAGAACAGGAAGCCAACGGGGACGUUCCAGUGCUGCUCAAACAUAAAGAUUGCGACAAAUUCUUUUUAUGUAGGGGCGAGGGCGAGGGCGUUGAGAUGAAUUGCCCGUCAGGCCUUUUCUUUAACAAGAAAACAAUGAUCUGUGACUGGCCAGAAAACGUAAAUUGUGAGGGCCGUAAUAUUCCUGUGGUGAGUAACUCCACCACCACCACCACCACCUCCACCGUACCUCCAAUUGAAAUACCUGACGAGUUCUUGCCCAAUGGAUGCCCUGCGAACCCUCGUAUCCACUGGCUGCUGCCUCACCAAACUGACUGUAACGCCUUCUACUACUGCGUCUGGGGAGGACGGGUAAUGAGGAACUGUCCACCUACUUUACAUUUCAACAGAAAGCUUCAGGUUUGCGACUGGCCUUGGGCUGCCGGAUGCUCAGCUACAUUCAACAAACAUUUGGAAUCCAGACAAUCACUGAGAUAAUUUAACCUGAAGACCACAAUAAUUAAAAUGAAUUUAAACAAGACAAUGUGAAAAUAAUUUAUACUUUAUUUUUUUUGCAUAUUUUAUACUCUACAACAUUUUCUAUGAAUAAAAUCUAAGCAAGCUAAUUAAA